GUCGAAAAAACGACUGACUACCCUUCGGCUGAGUACUCCUUGGUGGAGGAUGUAGCCCUCCACUUCACGUGUUUGAUGGACAGACUGAACGAGCAGCGCCUCUUUCAGCCGGACCUGUGCGACGUGGACAUCGUGCUGGUGCAGCACAAGAGCAUCUUCCCGGCGCACAAGGGGGUCCUGGCAGCCUACAGCCAGUUCUUCCACUCGCUCUUCACCCAAAACAAGCAGCUGCAGCGCGUGGAGCUCUCUCUGGAGGCCCUCACCUCGCAGGGCCUCCAGCAGAUCCUCAACUUCAUCUACACCUCCAAGCUCCUCGUCAACUCGGGCAAUGUGCAGGACGUGCUGAACGCAGCUGCCGUGCUGCAGAUGAACAACAUCGCCUCCUCCUGCCAGGACCUCCUCGACACCCGCUCGCUCAGCCUGGCCACCGAUAUGGCCCUGCCCGCCGAGGGCUGCGCCGGACCCCCGCCCUACUACUGCAAGAUCAAGCAGGAGGUGGAUGCCCCCCAUCCCAAGAUCUAUGCCCGGGAAGGCAACGACCCCUACUCGGUGCGGGUGGAGGAUGGAGCAGGGGGUGGGACGCUCCCCCCUGGUCCAGCCAAGCAGUACUACAAGGAGGAGAAGGAUGGGGAUCCAGGCGCCGUGUGUAAGAUAGAGGGUGAGGAGUCUGAGGAGGACCUGGAGAGCCAAGGCUCGUACAAGCGGGAGCAGAUCAUUGUAGAGGUGAACCUCAACAACCAGACCCUUAACGUCUCCAAGGGCAUGGAGGGGAAGGCGGCCGCCGGCGAGGCGGCUGUGAUGGGGCGGCCUGAGGGUGAUGGGUGCGACACGGAGGAGGAUGGGGAGGAGGAGAACGAGGAAGGGGAGGAGGAAGAGGAAGAGGAGGAGGAUGCAGAGGUGGGGGAGGAGGAGGAGGAGGAGCACAGUGAGGAGGAAGACCUGGAGGAGACGACGGAAGAAGACGACGAUGACGACGACGAUGAAGACGCGUUGGAGGUGAAAAGGGAAAAGGGUGUGCAGCCCCGCAGAGGCAGCCGCUCAUCCAAAGUCACCAAACCUGCCAUGGCAACCAGGUCCCAGGAGGUGGCCAAGGUAGAAGAGGAGGAGGAGGAGGAAGAGGAAGGCCAGCGAGGGAGGAAGAGGAAAAAGGAGCAGGACGGUUUGGGCCAGAAGGUGAAGCUGGAGGAGAAGCAGCACUACCCAUGUAAGAAGUGCCCCCGGGUCUUCAACAACCGCUGGUACCUGGAGAAGCACAUGAACGUCACGCACAGCCGCAUGCAGAUCUGCGACAAGUGCGGCAAACGCUUCUUGCUCGAGAGCGAGCUGCUGCUGCACCACCAGACCGACUGCGAGAAGAACAUCCAGUGCGUGACAUGUGGGAAGGGGUUUAAGAAGCUCUGGUCCCUCCACGAGCACAAUAAGAUCGUUCACGGCUACGCUGAGAAGAAGUUCUCCUGCGAGAUCUGCGAGAAGAAGUUCUACACCAUGGCCCACGUGCGCAAACACAUGGUUGCUCACACCAAGGACAUGCCCUUCACCUGCGAGACCUGCGGGAAGUCCUUCAAGCGCAGCAUGUCCCUCAAGGUCCAUUCGCUCCAGCACUCUGGGGAAAAGCCGUUUAAAUGCGAGAACUGCAAUGAGCGCUUCCAGUACAAGUACCAGCUGCGCUCCCACAUGAGCAUCCACAUCGGCCACAAGCAGUUCAUGUGCCAGUGGUGCGGCAAGGACUUCAACAUGAAGCAGUACUUCGACGAGCACAUGAAGACGCACACGG
Molecule: messenger RNA, 1774 nt
Organism: Eurypyga helias (sunbittern)
Lineage: Eukaryota; Metazoa; Chordata; Aves; Eurypygiformes; Eurypygidae
Gene: ZBTB47
Product: zinc finger and BTB domain containing 47
Exons: 4
Biological process (GO): regulation of transcription by RNA polymerase II
Cellular component (GO): nucleus
Molecular function (GO): RNA polymerase II cis-regulatory region sequence-specific DNA binding; DNA-binding transcription factor activity, RNA polymerase II-specific; protein binding
Source: RefSeq, a predicted model, not a curated record